Nerophis lumbriciformis (worm pipefish) is the source of this 1338-nucleotide messenger RNA. The record is from RefSeq and is a predicted model, not a curated record. Lineage: Eukaryota; Metazoa; Chordata; Actinopteri; Syngnathiformes; Syngnathidae.
AUGUUUCGAAUCUUCGUCACAAGAGCGUCCUUAAAGGCUGCUAGCGCUAACUUGAUACAUGACACCUGUACCAAACACUUGCACAGUAGCUGCGAUGUGGCUGUUGUGGGAGCCGGCAUCGUGGGCCUGGCCACUGCACGAGAGCUCAUCCUGCGACACCCGACCCUCACAUUCACCCUGCUGGAGAAGGAGAAAGAGCUCUCGGCGCACCAGAGCGGCCACAACAGUGGUGUGAUCCACAGCGGCAUCUACUACACGCCUGGCUCGCUCAAGGCUCGCUUGUGCGUGCGAGGCGCGGCGCUGGCCUAUGACUAUUGUGACAAGAAAGGACUGCCUUACAAGAAGUGUGGCAAGCUCAUCGUGGCGGUGGAACAGGAGGAAAUCCCUCGCCUCAAAGCUUUAUACGAGCGCGGUCUGAAGAACAGCGUACCGGGUCUCAGCAUCGUGGACGCCAAAGGAAUUCGAGAACGGGAGCCAUACUGCAAGGGCGUCAUGGCGCUGGACUCCCCCAACACGGGCAUCGUGGACUGGCGGCAGGUGGCGCUGCAGUACGGCAAAGAUUUCCAGGAGGCCGGCGGCAAGGUGGUCACCCAGUACGAAGUCAACGACAUUUCCGUGGUCAACGAGAGCCCGGCGGGAAGCGCCGAAGGACUCAAGCAUCCUAUCGUCAUCAGAGACAAGAAGGGCAACGAGGUGCACUGCCGCUACGUGCUGACCUGCGGGGGUCUCUACUCCGACCGCCUGUCGCAGAUCUCUGGGUGCAGCCGGGAGCCUCGCAUUGUGCCCUUCCGAGGCGACUAUCUGGUCCUCAAACCCGAGAAGCACUACCUGGUCAAAGGCAAUAUUUACCCCGUGCCUGAUCCUCGCUUCCCAUUCUUGGGUGUCCACUUCACGCCGCGCAUGGAUGGCAGCAUCUGGCUGGGACCCAAUGCCGUUCUGGCCUUCAAGAGGGAAGGGUACAAGAUCUACGACUUAAAUGUGAGAGACCUGGCAGACGCACUCUCCUUCAGAGGCCUUCAGAAGCUGGUUUUGAGGAACAUCUCGUACGGCAUCGGCGAGAUGUACCGAGGCAUUUUCAUCGGGGCGCAGGUCAAGAUCCUGCAAAAGUAUAUUCCCGAACUGUCUCGCAGCGACGUGCUCAGGGGUCCUGCCGGGGUGCGGGCGCAGGCGCUGGACCGUGACGGAAACCUGGUGGACGACUUUGUUUUCGACGGCGGCGUGGGUGACCUGGGCAGCCGCGUGUUGCAUGUGCGUAACGCCCCUUCGCCCGCUGCCACCUCCUCGCUCGCCAUCGCCGAAAUGGUCGCCGACGAGGUGGAGAACCGCUUUGCGCUUUAA